AUGGGCCUACUCAAAUUCGUGUGGAUUCCCGCCAUCGCUGUGGUAAUCGCGUUUUUUAUCGACAAUUUGCCGAAUCAUCCGGUUCACGUCGACGAAAAUGGCUAUUUUGGAGCUGGAAAACACGUGAAAGACGAUCCGACGAUUCGCGAGUUCAAAAUCGGCGUCGGCAAUGAGACGAUUGAAGACCUUAAAAGGAGACUGAAGGCUUCUCGCAUUUCGCAUGAAGUCCUUGAAGACUCCAACGAUUUCUACUAUGGAUUCAAUGCCAAUCAUUUGAAGAAAUUGCGAGACUAUUGGCUGACCAAAUACGAUUGGCGGCAAUUUGAGGCGAUUUUGAAUCAAUUUCCGCAAUUCAAAACGCAAAUUGAAGGGAUUCAGGUGCAUUUUAUUCGCGCGAAACCGCCGAAAUCGUAUAAGACCGUGAAACCGCUGUUGUUGUCGCACGGAUGGCCGGGAAAUGUGUUCGAGUUCUACAAGUUCAUUCCAAUUCUAACUGAUCCGAAAAAGCAUGGAAUCAACGUCGAUUACGCUUUCGAGGUGAUCGCGCCGAGCAUUCCCGGCUAUGGAUGGUCGGAAUCGCCGAAGAAGACGGGAUUCUCGCAAUUGGCUUGCGCUCGCGUCUUCCGAAAACUGAUGAAUCGGCUCGGAUUCGACAAAUUCUACAUGCAGGGCGGCGAUUGGGGUGGAAUUGUCAAUAUGCUCAUCGCAAAAGCCUGGCCUGAGAGUGUCGUCGCGUUGCAUCUCAACAUGAUUCCAAUAAUGCCGGGAAGCAGCAUCGUCGGAACCUUCAUCGACAUUGUCGGCUCAUUUUUCCCAUCGGUGUUCUUUUCGUCGCCUACUUUGAGCAAAUCGCAUAAUUUCUUUACGAAAGCGUUGAAUCUGAUUGCCGAGACCGGUUAUAUGCAUAUUCAGGCGACCAAGCCGGAUACUGUAGGAACCUCGCUGAACGACUCGCCGCUGGGUCUCGCCGCGUACAUCAUCGAGAAAUUCUCGACAUGGACCAACAUCGAUUAUCGAGCGUUUCCUGAUGGCGGUUUGAAUAAAAAAUUCACGAAUGAUGAGCUUUUGACGAUUGUGAUGAUCUACUGGACGAAUGGAAAUAUUGUGGCGUCGCAGAGAUUCUAUCGCGAGUUCUUCCUCGACAAAACGAUCAAGGCGUUUGAGAAGCACUACGUCUCAAUUCCAACAGGCCACGCCAGUGCAAUAAAUGAGCUGUACGAUCUGUGUCCCGUUGAGGUCUCGAGUCGAUUGUUCAACAUUACGCACUACACCGAAAUCGACAUGGGUCACUUUGCCGCAUUUGAGCAACCAAAAUUAUUGGCUCAAUCUCUAUUCAAAUUUGUCAGCGAUUUAGAAUAG
Molecule: messenger RNA, 1359 nt
Organism: Caenorhabditis bovis
Lineage: Eukaryota; Metazoa; Nematoda; Chromadorea; Rhabditida; Rhabditidae
Source: the annotation of a GenBank genome assembly